CAGAUACUUUCACCGGUACCGGCCCUAAAGGCUGAAUAGGACUUCGCGGUGAAGACUCACAAUGGACGAGGAUCCCUAUGACGGAUCAGGUCCGCCACCAGAGCAAGAAGCUAUAGACAAAAUGCUUUCUUGCGGCAUUAAGCAAAGCAAUUGUAGCGAAGAACUCGCCGCUGCAAACCCUGGCAACAUCAGCAUUAGGCCAAAUGAAAGUAGCGAUGGGUCCGCGGGUGCAAGCCCUGAAACCAGCAGCAGUGGUAAUAAUUUAGGUGGCAAAGGACUGCCGGCUACAAGUUCUGAAAUCAACAGCAGUAGCCCAAAUGAAGGUAGCGAUGGAGUCGCGGCUGCAAGCCCUAAAACCAGCAGCAGUGGUGAUAAUUUAGGUGGCAAAGAACUGCCUGCUACAAGUUCUGAAAUCAACAGCAGUAGCCCAAAUAAAGGUAGCGAUGGAGUCGCGGCUGCAAGCCCUGAAACCAGCAGCAGUGGUGAUAAUUUAGGUGGCAAAGGACUGCCGGCUACAAGUUCUGAAAUCAACAGCAGUAGCCCAAAUGAAGGUAGCGAUGGAGUCGCGGCUGCAAGCCCUAAAACCAGCAGCAGUGGUGAUAAUUUAGGUGGCAAAGAACUGCCUGCUACAAGUUCUGAAAUCAACAGCAGUAGCCCAAAUAAAGGUUGCGAUGGAGUCGCGGCUGCAAGCCCUGAAACCAGCAGCAGUGGUGAUAAUUUAGGUGGCAAAGAACUGCCUGCUACAAGUUCUGAAAUCAACAGCAGUAGCCCAAAUGAAGGUAGCGAUGGAGGCGCGGCUGCAAGCCCUGAAACCAGCAGCAGUGGUGAUAAUUUAGGUGGCAAAGAACUGCCUGCUACAAGUUCUGAAAUCAACAGCAGUAGCCCAAAUGAAGGUAGCGAUGGAGUCGCGGCUGCAAGCCCUGAAACCAGCAGCAGUGGUGAUAAUUUAGGUGGCAAAGGACUGCCUGCUACAAAUUCUGAAAUCAACAGCAGUAGCCCAAAUGAAGGUAGCGAUGGAGUCGCGGCUGCAAGCCCUGAAACCAGCAGCAGUGGUGAUAAUUUAGGUGGCAAAGAACUGCCUGCUACAAGUUCUGAAAUCAACAGCAGUAGCCCAAAUGAAGGUAGCGAUGGAGUCGCGGCUGCAAGCCCUGAAACCAGCAGCAGUGGUAAUAAUUUAGGUGGCAAAGGACUGCCGGCUACAAGUUCUGAAAUCAACAGCAGUAGCCCAAAUGAAGGUAGCGAUGGAGUCGCGGCUGUAAGCCCUGAAACCAACAGCAGUGGUGAUAAUUUAGGUGGCAAAGAACUGCCUGCUACAAGUUCUGAAAUCAACAGCAGUAGCCCAAAUGAAGGUAGCGAUGGAGUCGCGGCUGCAAGCCCUGAAACCAGCAGCAGUGGUAAUAAUUUAGGUGGCAAAGGACUGCCGGCUACAAGUUCUGAAAUCAACAGCAGUAGCCCAAAUGAAGGUAGCGAUGGAGUCGCGGCUACAAGCCCUGAAACCAGCAGCAGUGGUGAUAAUUUAGGUGGCAAAGGACUGCCGGCUACAAGUCCUGAAUCCAACAGCAGUAGCCCAAAUGAAAAUAGCGAUGGAGUCGCAUCUGUAAAACCUGAAACCAGCAGAUGUAGGUCAAAUGAAGGUAACAAAGAACUUGGCGCUGCAGUCACGGGAACCAGCAAACCAAUAAAUGAAAGUACUGUGGAGCUCGCGGCUGCAAGCCCUGGAAUCAGCAGGCCAAAUCAAGGUAGCACAGAACUAGCAGCUGUCAACUCUAGCACCAUCAGCAUCAGGUCCUAG
Molecule: messenger RNA, 1792 nt
Organism: Cydia fagiglandana
Lineage: Eukaryota; Metazoa; Arthropoda; Insecta; Lepidoptera; Tortricidae
Exons: 3
Coding region: 62-1792 (576 amino acids)
Source: RefSeq, a predicted model, not a curated record